Molecule: messenger RNA, 953 nt
Organism: Manihot esculenta (cassava)
Lineage: Eukaryota; Viridiplantae; Streptophyta; Magnoliopsida; Malpighiales; Euphorbiaceae
Product: ubiquitin-conjugating enzyme E2 28
Exons: 5
Coding region: 280-726 (148 amino acids)
Biological process (GO): protein polyubiquitination
Cellular component (GO): nucleus
Molecular function (GO): ubiquitin conjugating enzyme activity
Source: RefSeq, a predicted model, not a curated record
AGUAGUGGAACGGAUAAGCCCAACAAAAUAAAUUAAGAAAUAACCAAUUUCAAUGUGAAAAAGCAGAUCAUCUGGCCUCCGCGACUCAUUUUCUGCAGAAAAGAGGGAAAAAAGGUGCGAGAUCAGGGAGUGGGGAAUCAGCGGAUCUGGAACUGAAAGGGAGGGGCGUGGCAGUGGAUCUGCUCCAAAGCCGUUUCCGCUUUUCACCUCACUGGCCGCCGUCCGAUAUCGAUUUCCCCUUCCAAACCAGAAUUUUUCAUCGUCCCUGGUUGAAGCAUCAUGGCUUCCAAACGUAUUUUGAAGGAACUUAAGGAUUUGCAGAAAGAUCCACCUACUUCUUGCAGUGCAGGUCCUGUAGCUGAAGACAUGUUCCACUGGCAGGCAACAAUCAUGGGCCCAUCUGAUAGCCCAUAUGCUGGAGGCGUAUUUCUAGUUACUAUCCAUUUUCCUCCUGAUUAUCCAUUCAAGCCUCCAAAGGUUGCAUUCAGGACAAAGGUCUUUCACCCGAACAUAAAUAGUAAUGGAAGCAUUUGUCUUGAUAUCCUCAAAGAACAGUGGAGCCCUGCUCUUACCAUUUCUAAGGUACUGCUCUCCAUUUGCUCAUUGCUGACUGAUCCAAAUCCUGAUGACCCUCUUGUACCGGAGAUUGCCCAUAUGUAUAAGACUGAUCGAGCUAAGUAUGAAGCAACUGCACGCAGCUGGACACAGAAGUAUGCCAUGGGAUGAUAAAUAUUCAGAUACUGUAUAAAUGGGUUGUGUCUAUUUGUAGAAUGUGUUAAAUCCGUUUUAACUUUUGGACUUACUUAUUUGAGGGGGCCGUUUAGGGAAUGAACUUUUCCUCGGUGGAACUGAAACUAUAGUUUGAAGAUUGGCUGGAAAAUAACUGUAUGGUCAGGAUGUUUUGAUGUAGACAAUGUCUGUUGUUUUAAGCUAUUAUUUUCUCUGGUGUUAAA